This is a messenger RNA of Nezara viridula (southern green stink bug), 795 nucleotides long. The record is from the annotation of a GenBank genome assembly. Lineage: Eukaryota; Metazoa; Arthropoda; Insecta; Hemiptera; Pentatomidae.
GCACUGAUAAUUGUAUCUAAUCUCGGUACUCAAAUAAAGAGCAUUCCCAGAAACUGAAUGUAUGAGCCUCAGAUAAGAGCCUAAAAGGUGCCUCAUUCAGUCCACCUUCGAGCAGCAGCCAUGAUACUCUUCGUGUUCGCUUCGCUCUUCGCCCUGGUGAUCGCAGGUCCGGACGAAGACACAGCUGAUAAGAUCCUCUCCGCGUUCAUCAAGGACAACGCUGGUAAGGACGUACCCUCGUCGAGUUUCGUCUACGCAUACAACGUGAACCUCGGGAUCAUCACGACUUCCAUCGACGUCUCCUUCAACGACGGUCAGCUAAACUUGAAGGGCUUCUCCAGGACAGGGCCCGUGGACAACACAGGAGGUCUUACGUUCACAGCAGAGAUCGACGCUAAACUAAACUAUGCCUACGACUUUCGAUCAUCGGUUCCAGCACCUUUCGCUGCUGGAAAGGCAGCUAUAGACUGGAAAGCUCCAGUAUCCAUGAAGGUAGUCAUCGACGAGAACAACAGGGCUUCCUUAGACUCCAUCAGGCUCUUGAACACUGGAACGUUGAUUGGAGACGCUAUACCGUACGUCGCAGGAAGAUCCGCAACGUUAUUUCCCAAACAAGACAGCCCUUUUGCCCGAUUGUUAUUUCUUCCCAUGCAAGGUUACUUAAGAAAUACAUUUAAAAAUAUUGCUUAUUAAUACAUUUAUCAUAUUUAAUUUAUUAUUAUUAUUACUUUUGUAAAUUCGACCGUCAGUAUUCUAUAAUAACUAAAUAAUGUUAAUAAAAUAUUUUCCUACUAA